Messenger RNA from Aedes albopictus (Asian tiger mosquito), 2476 nucleotides. RefSeq lists its product as uncharacterized. The record is from RefSeq and is a predicted model, not a curated record. NCBI's taxonomy places the organism in Eukaryota, Metazoa, Arthropoda, Insecta, Diptera, Culicidae. The transcript has 3 exons. The coding region runs from base 1 to 2127 and encodes 708 amino acids.
AUGUCCGUAGAAGCUAACCAACGCCAGUUGCCGACCGAAAAUCCCAGCGCUAUCCUAAAUGCCACCGACAAAGUUGUCCCUCCAGAAACACGAAUCCUUCUCAGCCUUGGUCCGAAAUUUGCACUGCCAUACAGCGACUCUACACAGAUACCGUGGUUCCACCUGAUAGCUGAUGUGGAGAACACCCUAUCAGCUCACACCGAGUCGACGAUCCGAGACCAGACGAGAUGCCAGAUUAUCAACAAGAUCCAAAACUUCAUCAACCGUAACACUCCAUUCAACGAUCCACUGUCAAAGUUCUGUAAAUCGGCCGUCAACAUCACCAAGAAGUUUAUCAAAACAAACCCAGAUGUUUUGAUCACCGAAGCAGACAAGGGCAAUCGUACCGUCAUAAUGAGCUUGGCAGACUACGACAGUAAGCUCGCUCAGCUGAUCGGAGACACCAACACGUACAAGCAGGUGAGCUCUGAUCCGACGGGUGGAUACGAACGGAAAAACAACAACAUCGUACACAGACUACACGCACUAAAACUAAUAGACACCCGAACAAAAUACACACUCACUAGCUACAACGCCGUGUGCCCUCGAAUAUACGGACAACCCAAAGCACACAAGCCCAAUUUACCUCUCAGGCCAGUGGUCCCCAACACAACGUCUCCAACGUACCAUCUUUGCAAAUACAUUGCCGGUAUACUCCAGAGAUCGUUCAAAAGCCAGUACAACGCGGUUGACUCAAACACGUUUUGCGAACAUGUCAAUCAACUAACGAUACCACCCGAUCAUGUGCUAGUGUCAUUCGAUGCGGUGUCACUGUUUACAAACGUGACGAAAGAGGUGGUUAUCCACGACAUAAUUUCCAUGUGGGAUGAAAUACGAGAGAACACCAAUAUAAAUUUGGAUCUUUUUCUCGAAAUUGUUGAUUUCUGCGUAGGAGCCAGUUGCUUUUGUUUCCGGCAAAAAUUCUAUGUCCAAAUAUCAGGCACAGCUAUGGGAAGUCCACUCUCUCCCAUUCUUGCCGACAUAGUAAUGGAGAAUUUGUUGAGAAGAGCAAUAACAGCGGCCAAUAUUCUACCAGAGUAUAUCCGCAAAUACGUUGACGACCUAUUCUUGGUUUUACACAAGGAUCAGGUGAAUGCGGUGUUGGCAACCUUCAACUCACAAAACCCGAGAAUUUUGUUCACGUGUGAAGUUGAAGAAAAUGGGCGACUACCAUUUCUCGAUCUGCUAGUAAUACGGGACGAGGAUGGUAGCGUUAAAACCGAUUGGUACGCCAAACCAAUAUCAUCCGGCAGGAUUCUCAACUACUACUCCUUCCAUCCGAGCGAUCAAAAACUGGCGGUAGUCAACAAUUUCAUCGACAGGGUCCGUAGGUUGAGCACCACUCGCAGCAGGGAAGAGCAAGAGCUACUCAUUCACCAGCACCUCAGCAAAAACGAUUACCCUCAUUCUCUCAUCAACCGACUCCUUCAUCAACCACCUCGUACAGACAACCCGGAAAAACCAACAAUCUACCGAUCAAUCCCAUAUGUCCAUGGUCUCAGCUCUAGCAUCAAGAGAAUACUCCACAAGAGCAACACACAAAUAGGAAUCUCCCACAGCUACAAAAACACAGUAGGGCAUCUUUAUAAGAAUGCAAAGGACCCGGUAUCUGAUCUCAGCAAAUGCAACGUCAUAUACCGGAUCGACUGUCGGGAUUGUCCAAGCACAUAUAUUGGGAUGACAACAAAUAAGCUGAGGAAUCGAAUGUACGGACAUCAAACACACGUCAACACACUGGAGAGAAAGUUAUUGGAAGGCCAUCAAUACACAGAUCCGGAAAUACUACAGCUUCAAGAAAAAUCUGCGCUAAUCCACCACUGCAUCCAGCACCAACACCGAUUCAAUAUUGGCAACCCCUCCAUCGUCGAUAUAACACAUAGGAAACAAGCUCUGCAAGUGUUGGAGAUGUGUCACAUCUCGACAACCUCCAACACGGUCAACCAUCGGACUGAUACCGACAAUCUAAGCUGUGCGUACGCACAUCUCCUCGCUUCGAUCAAAGAUCAGAGAGUAGAGAGAAUUGCGUUGUCAACAAACCGAAAUAAUCGACGAGAAACAGAUGAUCAAACAGCUGACCCAACUACCUAACCCACACUAACAAAUCCUACCACCCAAAUUACACCAAAGAUACACACCCCACAGUAAAAUCCGAACGGCGAUUGAUAACAGCCGCAGUGUUGUGUUCCGCUGAUUUCUUGUCCCGAGUGUCUCCCUUUCGUACCACCCACCCAACAUCCCACUAGGGUGCUGGUGAUGAACGAGAAAAGUGCAGUGUCUUUUAGAAUCCGACAAACGAUCGUGUGCAAAAUACGAUUAUCACAAGUUGAUUAAGAUCGAGCCCUGAGGAAGAUCCCAACCCAAGGAUCGAAACGUUGGCAAUGAUAUAGAAGUAUCAACGCUUUUUCCGUGACUGAAAGCCGAAAAACUCCCAUAGUUA